Molecule: messenger RNA, 1821 nt
Organism: Penicillium chermesinum
Lineage: Eukaryota; Fungi; Ascomycota; Eurotiomycetes; Eurotiales; Aspergillaceae
Product: amidase
Exons: 3
Coding region: 1-1821 (606 amino acids)
Molecular function (GO): catalytic activity
Source: RefSeq, a predicted model, not a curated record
AUGAGUUCUGAUGGACGAUCAUUCCUUAACUACCCUCAGCCUAUUGAGGGACCGGCUGUUCCUUAUAAGAAUGAGGACCAGUCGAUCCCAGUCUUCCGAGGGAUUCCUCUGGUGAUCGGAGCCACAUUGAUCCAGAAUGUUGGCUUUAUACAGAGCCACUUCUGGCGCAAUGCCGGCUUCAACGUUAUCCGUCAGAUCCGCCAUCUGCAGGACUACGCUGGCCGAGUCGACCCUAGUGUAAUUCCCAUUGAGGCUGCCCCCUCGGAAGUUCCAGUCGCUACUGUGGCGAGAAGGAACGGAAGCAAGGGAUAUUAUACUUCGGCCGAUUACCAUGCUCUCUACGAAUCGGGCGAACUGACACCGACCGUGGUGGUGGAGACAUUGCUACCUCUGAUCCGCCGCGACCUUGAGAAACCCGGAAAGCAUUCGACCGCAUUUCUUGAGUCUCGAGUCGAUAUAAUCCGUGCCGCUGCCGAGGCGUCUACAAAGAGAUAUAAGGAAGGAAAGCCACUGGGCCCUCUCGACGGCGUCCCGGUUGCGGUUAAGGAUGAAGUCAACAUCACUGGGUAUAAGCAGACCCUAGGAUCCAAGCUGGAUUUUACUGUGAAGGCACACGAAACAUCGUGGUGUGUCAAGCAGUGGGAGGAUGCCGGUGCAAUUAUCAUUGGAAAAACCACCAUGCAUGAACUGGGCUUAGACACAAACAACAAUAAUCCAAACUAUGGUACACCAAAGAACCCCCAUAACAGUGCUUUCUACUGUGGCGGCUCUUCGGGAGGAUCCGGCUAUGCAGUAGGAUCCGGUCUCGUGCCCAUCGCCCUCGGCGCAGAUGGCGGUGGCUCAAUCCGCAUUCCGUCCUCAUUCUGCGGCAUCUGGGGUCUCAAGACAACACACGGCCGAGUAUCCCGUUCUCCAACGCAGAACCUUGCGCCAUCAGUCGGCGUUGUGGGGCCCAUGGCCUCGAGCAUCGACGAUCUCGCCAUCUCAUACCGCAUUAUGGCCGCCCCAGCCCCGGCCUCUCAAGACCCAAUCUCCGCUCAAUUCCCCGUUCCAGUCCCCGCUCCUUCAGACCGAAAAAGGGCCAAGACAAUCGGCAUCGUCAGUGAAUGGAUCGAUCGAGCCGAGCCAGCCGUCCGAGAAGUCUUCGACAGGGCACUGAAAUACUACCGCGAAAACGGCUACUCAGUCAUCGACAUCAAGAUCCCCUAUCUACCGGAGGGACAGCGCGCACACGUGCUGACCAUCAUGUCAGAUAUUGCGUCGGGCAUCAACCCGAACCAGAUCAGUAAGCUCACGGCGCCAAACAAGGUGCUCGUGUCGAUGGGAAUGUACCAGAUCACCGCGCAGGAUUUCCUCUCCGCGCAGCGACUGCGCAAUCUGCUCAUGACGCAUCUUGCGUACCUCUUCAAGACCCACCCAGGCCUCAUGGUCUUCAGCCCCACAACCCCCAUCCCCGGGUGGCACAUUGACGGCGGUGACGCAGACCUUGCGCGGGGGCUGUCGGAUGGCACGACCUCUGUCCGGAACAUGGAAUAUGUCUGGCUGGCGAACUUCACAGGAUGUCCUUCGAUCAACUGCCCGGCCGGAUUUGAUAAGAGGACCGGCGCCCCGAUCGGCAUUAUGGCGAUGAGCGAAUGGGGCACGGAAGAAGACUUGCUUGACUUUGCGCGGGAUGGCGAGGGUAUCCUGGAUCUUCCAGAUAACCAGGCGCCUUCGGCCGAGGCGGAUGCGUCUUCUAAGGGUUUGCGCAUUCCAUCAGGUAGCGCAGCAUCCUGGGAAGACGUCAUUGCGCUUGCGAAGGAAAAGCAGGCAUCGGCCUAG